CCUUGUUUUGAAUUUUUUUGACUUCCGGUGAAACUCUCAACGGGUGAGCACGUUGCAUCGUGUUAGUCCGGGGAAAAUUCGAGUAUUUCGCAAGAAAGAAAGGAUUUUCAGCCGUACUUUGACGAUUCGACGCAGCCACACAGCGAGAUUUUCGCUUGUAGUCAAGUGAAAAGAAAGUCCACUGGACUAUAAACGAAAAUUAACUGGCAAUAUAGCCUUAUUUGCUGUGCCAUCAAUUCGGCGUCAUCUCAAAUGAGUUGACGCCAACCAGAAAGGAAGAAGAAGAAGAAGAAUUUUAUAAUUCCAGUGAAUGAAGGUUUUCAACAGUAUUUUCCUAAAAAUAUCAAAUCAGUGCAAAUGUUUGCGUUUAGGUUGGCCUUAAACAGGUUAACCAAUGAAACCGUCCGCCAUCAGUCUGCCGGAUUGUGGCGCAAGUCCUCCAGCUUGCGUGACUUUCAAACUAGUGCCCUCGUAUAUAAGCGUAGGAAGACGGCCGAAGAAAGGAAAGCUCCACAGGUGAUAGAAUUUCCUGCGAAAAAGCAUCGCAGUACGACGAACAGCAGCAACGAUGCGGGGACGGUGGUUGACAUUUGGCGGAACAUGACUGUGGCGGAUCUGGCUAAAACUUGCCGGUUAGAACUGGAGCACAUCCAGGAGGCAAUGCUGUACGUUAAGGACGUCGGUAGUAUCGAUGCGACGGCACAAAUAGCGGAUCCCAGGAUCAUUAAGGAGAUUGUCAAAAAGUGCGGCAUGAGAACGCGGAUCGUAGCUGCUCCGAGUGAUGAGAAGGAAGUUGAAACGAAAGAUCGGGAUGUGGUUCCGAGGCCUCCACCGGCAGCGGAAAACCUUCGCUCGAGACCCCCGGUCGUUACGGUGAUGGGUCAUGUUGAUCAUGGUAAAACGACGCUGCUGGAUUCGUUGCGUGGUGCGUCGGUGGCGGCCAGUGAAGCCGGUGGCAUUACUCAGCACAUUGGAGCGUUCACGGUGGAACUGGACAGUGGGGAGAAGGUAACGUUUCUCGAUACCCCAGGUCAUGCGGCGUUCAGUGCGAUGCGAGCCCGAGGUGCCAAUUUGACCGACAUCAUUGUGCUUGUGGUCGCCGCAGACGAUGGUGUCAUGGAACAAACCAAAGAGGUACUGAAUCUGGCUAAGGAAGCCGCAGUUCCGAUUAUAGUGGCCAUCAACAAGGUCGAUAAACCCGGUUCCAAUGCGGAUCGGGUGAAACGGGAACUGUCACAGCACGGUGUGGCUUUGGAAGGUUUCGGUGGAGAUACGAUCGCUGUGGGUGUAUCAGCACUGCAUGGCACUCACCUGGACGAGUUGACCGAAGCCGUCAGUACCCAGGCAACGAUGAUGAGUCUGAAGGGGGAAUACGUCGGUCCGAUGGAGGGUGUCGUUGUCGAAUCGAAACUCGACAGUCACCGGGGCAAACUAUCGACUGCGAUUGUGACCCGCGGGACGCUUCGCAAGGGUAGUGUUCUGGUUAGUGGUCAAGCUUGGGCCAAAGUGCGCGGUCUGUUCGAUCACGCCGGACAGCCAAUAAUGCAAGUAACUCCCGGCAUGCCGGUGGAAAUCUUGGGCUGGCGAGAGCUUCCUUCCGCGGGGGACACGAUUUUGGAGGUAGAAUCGGAAAAGGUGGCUCACUCGGUUAUGCGAUGGCGGGAAGCUCAGGCAAUGGUGGAGAAAGCCGAGAGCGAUAAGGAUGCCAUCACGUUGAAGCAACAGGAGCAUGAGGAAAAAUACAAAGCCCAACGGGAGCAACAACGAGCAUCUGGUUACUUCCGACGACGGAAUCGUGGCCCUCGUCCAAAGGAAUCAGCUCCGGAAGAUCCAACGCCACGGGUCAAUGUGAUCAUUAAAGGGGAUGUGCACGGCUCGGUGGAAGCGAUUCUCGAUGUGCUGGAAACGUACGAUGGAAACGAUCAGUGCCGGCUGGAUGUGAUUCAUUAUGCCGUCGGAGAUGUUACUCAGGGUGAUUUGGAGAUGGCCAAACUUUUCAAUGCCAUUAUCUAUGCUUUUUCGGUUAAUUCUCCGGAUAAACCUCCGAAAGAUGUUAUCAUUCGACCGGUCAACAUAAUCUACCGAUUGGUGGACGACCUGAAGAAGGAAAUCAACUCCAAGUUGCCGCUGGUCGAUGUUGAAGAAAUGAUAGGCGAAGCAAAUGUUCUACAGCUGUUCGAAAUCAACGAAGGCCGAAAGAAGCUAACCGUACUGGGCUGUCGGUGCGUCAAGGGAAUGCUGAAAAAAGCCGCCAAAUACAAACUGGUCCGAAAUGGAGACGUGCUGGUCAGCGAUCUGGUGCUGGACUCGAUGAGACACCUAAAAAACGAAGUCGAAACCGUCAAGCGGGAUGUCGAGUGUGGGCUGCGAUUGAACGAUCAACAACUCGAGCUGAAAGCGGGCGAUACGCUGGUGUGCUAUAAAAUCAACCAGGAACCAAACCAGACGGAUUGGGAUCCGGGUUUCUAGACGUGUUGUUAGUUAGUUAGAGAAUUACAGAUUACACAUUGGUGCUACUUUUUUUUUAUUCAAUAAUAAUAUAUUUAAAGGCACACUGCUAAAGCUCUAA
Molecule: messenger RNA, 2569 nt
Organism: Malaya genurostris
Lineage: Eukaryota; Metazoa; Arthropoda; Insecta; Diptera; Culicidae
Gene: mIF2
Product: translation initiation factor IF-2, mitochondrial
Exons: 4
Coding region: 358-2469 (703 amino acids)
Molecular function (GO): GTPase activity; GTP binding
Source: RefSeq, a predicted model, not a curated record